AUGCAGACCGUCGACGAAGGAAAACUAUUCCAAUCGGAUGCCCAACUGAACGUCGCCGAGACACGCCGGCUGAAGUCUCUCGCCGACCACCGACCCAGCGUCGAGAAUGGAUAUCCGAUCAUCCUGCCAAGCAAGCCUCUGCAGAUAAUCCUGGACGGAGACGACGCGUAUGUGGCCCAAAACGGCUUCGUGGCUCAGCGAGUUGACUUGAAGUCCGGGAAAGUCAAAGCGACAUUCAGAGGGCAUGCUGGACCAGUGACUUCGUUGGCUAUGUUCACUCAUCCCAUCACAGCGCAACGAAAACGCAAGAUCUUAUUCACGGGCUCGUGGGACAAGACCAUCAAAACAUGGGACGUCGAGACCCAAGUUUUAUUAUCAACCUCUACCGGCCACGUCGACUUCGUCAAGUCGAUCCAUAUCAUCCCUAAUCUGGGCCUUUUGGUGUCCGGCUCGACAGACCGGGACAUCCGACUGUGGGACUUCAAGCAGUCGAUCGAGUCAUUUGACUGGAGCGAGAUCGAUGCGCAAUAUCACGCGCGAAGGCGGGCGAAGAUCGAGGCGAAUCGGUCGAAAACGGCGCAGGAGAUUGCGGCUGAGGAUGCCAUAGAAGACGCCCCGGCGGGUCUCCCAAACUUCAACUCUCCAUCCUUGAGCACUCGGGCCACGUGGCCGGACGCACUCUAUCCUCCGAUGGCGUGUCGCAGGACCCUCAAAUCGCACACCCGGCCGAUUGACUCUCUGAACUCAUACCCGACCGUCUGUCCGACAGAGGAAGAGACGUACUCCAGCAGGAAGAGCGGCACCUUGCCCCAUCUGCUCGUUUCUGCCGAUUCGAUGGGCACCCUUAAAGUCUGGCUCAUCCCCUCGAACGUACAGACCGCCAAAGCUGCCCUCGACUCCACCUGCUGGCCCCACAAGACGAGCAUCAAUGACAUCCAGAUCGGCUGUGAUCUGCGGCACGACAUCGACCACCAGACCAGUGCGCAACUCUGGACGGCCUCUGCCGACAACGCCGUCCUCCAUUCUGCCAUCGACCUCCUGCCCUCCUCCACCCAGCGGAUCGUCAACAUCCUUCGCAUCGAGCAGCCUUACUUCGUCCGCUGCGUCCUCAACCUCCCCCUGUUCUUCGCCCAGACAGUCCACGCUGAGACGGCCGUUCCGAACUGGUUGAUCACUGGUAGCACGGACGAAGAUAUCCGGAUCUACGACCUCGAAGCUAUCGAGCAUCAGGAACAGGCCGUCUCGUCCAGCCGUCCGCUGCACAAACCAGCGCCUUCGGCCACAUUAAAGACAGUCUCUAAUGGCUGGUUCGGCGCCCUCAAAGCUCAUUGGCACGAGGUCAACUGCUUGAGAAUCUGGAUUGACUCCCAGACGCACAAGCCCUGGCUCGUCAGCUCGGGCUUAGACGGGACCCUGCGCAAAUGGGAACUGACAACUCUCCAGCGACGCUUCGCCCCUCAAAUUGGCACCCACUCUAUCCCGAGUCAUGCCGAGCCUGCAUCUCACACGAAAAAAGAACCCCAGUUCGAGCUGACUGCCGAGGAGUAA
Puccinia triticina is the source of this 1548-nucleotide messenger RNA. RefSeq lists its product as uncharacterized. Bases 1 to 1548 code for a protein of 515 amino acids. Gene Ontology annotation, molecular function: protein binding. The record is from RefSeq and is a predicted model, not a curated record. NCBI's taxonomy places the organism in Eukaryota, Fungi, Basidiomycota, Pucciniomycetes, Pucciniales, Pucciniaceae. The transcript is spliced from 4 exons.